AUGGAUGCGCGCGCUUCUGCUCCGAUGUCUCUUCCCUUCCUUAAUCUUCAGUUUAUCAGCAUAACAGCCUCGACCUCUACUUGCUCUCUCUCACUAAGUCCUCUCAUGUCUGUAGAUUCGUAUGAGUUUCUUGGCACGUCUCUUAUACUGGAAGCUAUGCUGUUGUGUCGAUACUGCGAUGAUAUAUUUGAGCCGAAGCUGGAAGAGCUCAUUAAUCAGUUGAGGGAAGGUGAUGAAGGCUGGAUGAAUGGCUAA
This is a messenger RNA of Thlaspi arvense, 255 nucleotides long. The record is from the annotation of a GenBank genome assembly. Lineage: Eukaryota; Viridiplantae; Streptophyta; Magnoliopsida; Brassicales; Brassicaceae.